GCUACGCUCAGUUCCUGUUCCUCAAUUUUGCCCCUGGCUCUCCUCUUCCUGUUACAACACUGCUCCACUCUGACCAGUGCGGCGGGGCCGAUUGGUGUGUGCUAUGGGAUGGUUGCCGACAACCUGCCGGCGCCGGUGGACGUGGUGAAGUUGUUCACAGACAAGGGCAUAGCCGCCAUGAGGCUCUAUGAACCCAACACCGAUGCACUCACGGCUCUUAAAGGCUCACCAAUUGAGGUAAUGCUUGGAGUAAGAAAUGAGGAUCUGGCAUCCAUCGCCGGCUCCCAAGCUGCUGCCGACGACUGGGUCCACACCAACGUAGCAGCAUAUUCCGAUGUCAAGAUUAAGUACAUCACAGCGGGCAAUGAGGUCAUUCCAGGCCCAAAUUCUCAGUACGUCCUCCCGGCGAUGCAGAAUCUGUUGAAGUCGCUCACCGCCGCCAGCCUGAGCAGCAGCAUACGCGUGUCGACGGUGGUGUCCAUGAGCGUGCUGGGCUCGUCCUACCCUCCUUCACAGGGCGCCUUCUCCGACGUGACGGCCGCCGUGAUGUCCGACAUCGUCUCCUUCCUCAGCAGCAACGGCUCCCCUUUCCUUGCCAAUGUGUAUCCAUAUUUUGCGUACACCGGGAGCCCAGGGCAAAUAGCGCUGCCUUAUGCACUCUUUGCCGGCGACGCGCCUGUUGUUCAGGACGGGGCCCUGUCUUACCAUAACCUCUUUGACGCCAUGGUGGAUGCGCUCUACUCGGCGUUGGAGAAAGCCGGCGGUAGUAGCGUAGGGAUCGUGAUUUCAGAGAGCGGCUGGCCGUCCGCCGGCAGCGACGCGGCCACCGUCGCGAAUGCCCAGGCGUAUGUCAAUAACUUUAUUUCUCAUGUAACCUCUGGCGACGGUACCCCGAAGAGGCCGGGGAAACCCAUAGAGGCCUAUGUGUUUGCAAUGUUCAACGAGAACCAAAAGCCAGGGGAGGCCGUCGAGCAGAACUUUGGCCUCUUCUAUCCUAGCAUGCAGCCUGUCUACCCCGUCUUCAACUGA
Molecule: messenger RNA, 1029 nt
Organism: Nymphaea colorata (pocket water lily)
Lineage: Eukaryota; Viridiplantae; Streptophyta; Magnoliopsida; Nymphaeales; Nymphaeaceae
Product: glucan endo-1,3-beta-glucosidase-like
Exons: 2
Coding region: 109-1029 (306 amino acids)
Biological process (GO): carbohydrate metabolic process
Cellular component (GO): plasma membrane
Molecular function (GO): hydrolase activity, hydrolyzing O-glycosyl compounds
Source: RefSeq, a predicted model, not a curated record